Molecule: messenger RNA, 1035 nt
Organism: Chironomus riparius
Lineage: Eukaryota; Metazoa; Arthropoda; Insecta; Diptera; Chironomidae
Source: the annotation of a GenBank genome assembly
UGGUUAGUUUGCUUGUGGACAUCAAUUUGAGUAGAAGUUCGUUAAGAAAUUCAGUUGAAGGUUAAUUUAUAUUUCUAAUAGCAUGAAUUCUAGGACUAUCAUAACUCUUACAACACUUCUUCUUUUAUGGAAUAUUGAUUUAAUUUCAUGCGAAGAACCAUCAUUUGAAUGCUUAGCAGCCUACUCAAAAUCAAGAGGACUCAACGAGCCCGAAUUCAAUCAUGUUACAUAUGACAGCUCACAACCUCAAUGUGUUGCUGCAUUAAGACAGUUCACUGAUAAAAUUCGCAGCGAUAUUAUCGAAAAAAUGUCAGAAAUAUCAACAGAUCCAAGCCAAACAAGAUGCAUCAAUGCCAAAUUCACAAGUGAUGAUACAUUCGUUAAUAACAUCAUUAAAGGAGAAGCACUUGCAUCGUUAGGUGAUAAAGAAAAAUCGGAAAAAUUGAGUGCCGUUGAGAGUUUCGCAGAGGAGUUCAUUACAUCAGCAAUCUCAUCAUGUCUUGGUUAAAUUGGCGAGUGAAUGAUUUAUUCAUAUUUAAGCAGUAAAAAAUUAAUGAGAAAAAUUUUUGAUAUCUUCUUGCUCUUUAAACUUUUAUUAAUUAAAUUUAACACGAGCAACAAAAAUUUAUGUUUAGUAUGUAAACUCAUUGGAGUUUGUGACCUUGCUGUACUGAAAAAUCUCUUAUAUUUUAUAUACAUAUUGAGAAAGAAAAAUACUAUUGAAUAAAUUUAAUUUUUUAUGGCUAUGCACUAUAGCUUUAUGCACUGAGACAAUAUAAUUGAAGUCGCAAUAAAUGUACGAAUUUGUUAUCAAAUGAUUGUGCAUGUUGGAACGUUAUCAAUUUGGCACACAAAACGGUGUAAGGAAAAAUCAAUUAGUGACAUUAAAUGUGUGAUAUUGGAAAGCAAUAUUUUAAUUUUUUAUUAUUUUAUGACAGUUGCUCAUAUUUUUCACAUUAGAAUGGAAUUGCUUGCUAUCGAAUGAUAAAAAUUUGAUUCAGGUGAAAUCGUAGAGAACGUUGAAAACGUUUCUUU